AUGGCUACCCCUCCAGAUUCACAGGCCCCCAUGGAGCCAGGCCUCAGGCCGAGUUCUUCGGUAUUGGAGAGUGUAGAACUUUGUAGGCUGUUCGUUGGGGGGCUCAACCCUAAAACUAACGAGUUUAGCCUUCGGGGACAUUUUGAGGCCUUCGGCAGCCUCACAAACUGCAUAGUGGCUAUAAACCCCUACACCAGGCGUUCCCGCUGCUUUGGCUUCAUCACUUUCUCCAGAGUGCAUGAGGCCGAUAGAGCCCUGGCUGCCUCACCCCAUUCAGUGGACGGCAACCAAGUAGAAUUGAAGCGAGCAUUGGCCUGGGAGAACUCUAGCAAGCCAGGGGCCCGUUCCCGAGUCAAGAAAAUCUUCGUGGGUGGCCUCACAGAUGAUUUGGGCGAGAGCGACCUGAUGAGACACUUCUCACAAUUUGGACCUGUGCAAAGGGCUGAGAUCGUCAUCCACAAGCAGUCAGGCAAAAGGCGGGGCUUUGGCUUUGUCCACUUCCUUGACCAUGACAUUGCAGACAGGGCCGCUGUGGUCAAGUUCCAAUCCAUCGAAGGCCACCGAGUGGUGGUCAAGAAGGCUUUGCCCAAGAAGGACCUGGACCCGCGGAGCCUCGACCUGGGGAGCAGCCGUACCAGGAGACCUUCCAACCGACCUCAUGCAGGUCUCUCUUCCAGCAGAAGCCCUGACCCCAGCUCCAAACCUAAUGUGGACCCCAGCCCCACCCCUAGCCUUAACUUCAUCCCCAAACCUGCAGAGUGCCCGGGCCCCAAAUCCCCUGAGAACCCUGAUACCAAACCAUCAGGGGCCCUGCCCCUGGACCUGAUUGGGGUCAUGCCUCCAAAUCAGUAG
Molecule: messenger RNA, 852 nt
Organism: Trichosurus vulpecula (common brushtail)
Lineage: Eukaryota; Metazoa; Chordata; Mammalia; Diprotodontia; Phalangeridae
Product: heterogeneous nuclear ribonucleoprotein A0-like
Exons: 1
Coding region: 1-852 (283 amino acids)
Molecular function (GO): RNA binding
Source: RefSeq, a predicted model, not a curated record